CAGGCGCAGGCUGGAGCGCCCAUUGCGCUGCCGUCGCCUGCCAGUCCGCGCUGCAGUAUCGAGAGGCUGAAGAAGGAGGAGAAGUGCAAGAAGAAGGAGGAGGAGGCUGAGGAGAAGGAGAGGAAGGAGCGGAAGGAGCAGGAGCGGAAGGAGCAGGAGCGGAAGAAGAGGCAGGAGGAGGUGAAGGAGGAGGAGGAGCGGCAAGGAGGGCGAUGAAGCCGCCUCAGUUCUUAGCUCUGCGCGAUAUUACUGUACUCUUGAUUAUGAAAAUGUGUUCUUACUAGCUAUGGCCACGUUACUACCUGAUCCCUCCGGCCUUUGUACAUUAACACUAAAUUCUUGCGUCCUGGUACAUUACCGCUUAGUGAUUAUCAGGUCCUUGAUAGAUUCGGAA
Gloeophyllum trabeum ATCC 11539 is the source of this 394-nucleotide messenger RNA. RefSeq lists its product as uncharacterized. The record is from RefSeq and is a predicted model, not a curated record. The transcript is spliced from 2 exons. NCBI's taxonomy places the organism in Eukaryota, Fungi, Basidiomycota, Agaricomycetes, Gloeophyllales, Gloeophyllaceae. The annotation marks the transcript as partial.